Messenger RNA from Porites evermanni, 1324 nucleotides. NCBI's taxonomy places the organism in Eukaryota, Metazoa, Cnidaria, Anthozoa, Scleractinia, Poritidae. The record is from the annotation of a GenBank genome assembly.
AUGAUGUUUUUCCGAAGUUUGAUUUCCACUGUUCUCGUCGUAAUUAUGACAACUACAGGUAAGGAAGACUGCUAGGAAUUAUGCACUAAAAGUAGGCGUUGUUCUUUUUUUAGCGGUUCUCUUACUGGGGACUAGCUUUUACGUCAGUUGACGCUUAGUGUUUGACUUUAUACGGCUUACAGUCAACCUUCCCGGCCGUUUUAAACUGAGUGGAAUUGUAAAGCAUCAGUGUUAGGUCUGAAAUAGGUAUGUUAGAACUAUACCAAAAUGAAAACAGCUAAAAAAAAUAGCAACCGAUCUCGAGAAAAACAAAUUAAUUGGCAAGAUGAUCAGUUGUCUCUUUUUAACUUUAAAAUCCGUGGGCGAAACCCGGUGAUGUUACCAUUCAAAUGAAACCUCUUCAGUGGGCAGAACAUUUAAUUUGGGUGGUGCUAUUUGUUUCUUAGAAUUAUAAAACAAGUUUACUAUUAGGGGAGUUAUAGCACUCUUAUCAUCCUAAGCUUCGACUUAGCUGCUCUGAUUUACACUCCGGAAGGUGAGCGAACAAACUGCUAUGCUAGCAGUUUGAGUUAACUGGCCUCGACCUACAGUAUCAGGAAAUUAUGGGGGCUGUCUAUGUAAACUGUCAAUGAAACCGACGCUUCAAACGAAUUCAUUUAUUCGUCGUUAAGUCGCCUUGUCUAGUGGAACUGAGGCCAUUAAUGCGGCUUUCGGAUAAUUCUAAAGAAUAUAUUUAUUUAAUAAGUAAAACGUUUGUGGGGGAAGGGCGUGAAGAACUGUAAAAAAACAAUGGUCAACAGCGACCGAAAUGCUAGGGCAUUCGUCACAAAAUUUUAUCAAAAAAGCUUAAAUAUGCUUCAUCAUUCAAAUUUUUGUCGUUUCGUAAAUGUACGUUAUGGCCCGUCAUAGCCCACCUGCCUGGCGUUCGAAAGCAGCGCAAGAUCUAGACCUUCUCCUUCCGAAUUAUUUUUCUCCCUUUUCCCAUUCCUUUUGACCACUUACUCGCUUAAAGCCUUAUACCCUAUACAAAUCUUUUUUCUGUUCUCGUUUCUUUGAAUGUACGACUUUUUUUUUAACAGAAAAGUCUUCAGCUUGCACCAUGUAUCCUGCCCCCAGAAAUGGAGCCCUCGGCUGUAUAAACAUUACUUUCAGCAGUCUUGGUGUGGUCCCUAUUUGUUACGCGAUGUGUAAAAGCGAGUUCGACUUUGUAUCGAAAGCUGAGCGAAUCUAUGUUUGCUACCAAGGUCAAUGGAAGACGAGGCUCUUGGAACCGGCGUUACCUUGGCCAGACUGCUCUGGUAAGCCUAAAGCGAUAAUAACUUAG